GCCAGCAGCAGCGUGCAGAACAUUCUGCUGCGGCUGGGCGAGCAGCAGCGGCUGCAGCUGGCCCUGCCGCGGCGGGGCAACUACUUCGGCCACCCGCAGCGCUUCAGGGCGAACAUGGUGCACCGGUCGGCAGGCGCCGACAACGCCACCUACCGCCUGCUGCUGCACCACAUGAGGCUCGACCCGGCGCAGGUCACCAAGGUGGUCGGCCCGGACGCGGUCUGGGUGACCGUCAUGCGCAGACCCGUCGACCAGUUCAUCUCCAUGUUCGAGUACUACAACCUGCAGGACGUGUGGAACAUGUCGCUGGCCGAGUUCGCCGCGGCGCCCACAGACCUCCUGCCCGCCACCGCCUUCGCAUCUCACUUCUUCCCCAACCAGAUGUCCUUUGACCUCGGCUACGACGUGGCGGCGCUGCAGGCCGACGACCAGCUGCAGGAGGCGAUGCUGGAGGACGUGCAGCGCCGCUUCCACCUGGUCAUGAUCACCGACCUGCUGGACGAGUCGCUGGUGCUGAUGCGCUACCGCUUCUGCCUCGACUGGGACGACGUGGUGGCGUUCCGACACAAUGUGAGGCCGCCGUCCCUGCGUUCAGCCGCCGCGCACAACCUGACGCUGCGGCGACAACUGCGCCACCACCUGGCCGCCGACGGCGCCCUCUACUCCCACUUCCACCGCCUGCUCCGCGAGGCGCUGCGCCGACGCGGUGUCACCACCGGCCGGCGCGGUGCCAUCACCAGCCAACAGAUCACCUGCCGGCUGGCCGUUGAGCGCGAGCUGCGCGCACAGUCCGUCGUCGUCGGUCUCGAGCCGGGCCGUUAA
Pollicipes pollicipes is the source of this 822-nucleotide messenger RNA. Its product is annotated as galactosylceramide sulfotransferase-like. The transcript has 3 exons. Bases 115 to 822 code for a protein of 235 amino acids. NCBI's taxonomy places the organism in Eukaryota, Metazoa, Arthropoda, Thecostraca, Pollicipedomorpha, Pollicipedidae. Gene Ontology annotation, biological process: glycolipid biosynthetic process. Gene Ontology annotation, cellular component: membrane. The record is from RefSeq and is a predicted model, not a curated record. Gene Ontology annotation, molecular function: galactosylceramide sulfotransferase activity.